This is a messenger RNA of Bolinopsis microptera, 1210 nucleotides long. RefSeq names its product serine/threonine-protein phosphatase CPPED1-like. Lineage: Eukaryota; Metazoa; Ctenophora; Tentaculata; Lobata; Bolinopsidae. The record is from RefSeq and is a predicted model, not a curated record. Gene Ontology annotation, molecular function: hydrolase activity. The transcript has a single exon. Bases 50 to 946 code for a protein of 298 amino acids.
CCCCAUCCUCAACUGGGACAUGUAAUAACGUGUCUAUUUCAGGCCCUAAAUGCCAGUAUACCGUGCCAAGGAAGGAGUAUUACAACUUCCUGAUUCCAGCGAAGAAUGGACGAAAGAGUUUACUUUUAUCCAAGCUGCAGACUGUCAACUAGGUUUGGAGUGGGUUAUGAUCGAGAGUGAGCACGAUGUUGCGAAUACCGACUGGAAAAAUUAUUAUGAAACAUCUACAUGGGAGGAUGAGAUUAGAUGGUGUAAAUCAUUUGUUAGCAUGGUGAACAAGAUGGAGAUAAAGCCAAAGUUCGCAAUCAUGUGUGGGGAUAUUUUGGAUGCUAUGCCCGAAAGAUGGCCUGAGGUUCGAGAUAGACAGAAUGUUGAUUUUCAGAGGAUCUUCAAAGAGCUGGACAUUCCUUUAGUUUGUGUUUGUGGGAAUCACGAUGUUGGCAACUCGCCAACCCAGGAAACUGUCGACAAAUACAGAUCUGAGUUUGGAGAUGACUGGUUUAGUUUCGUGUGUAACGGAGUGUUUUGUAUCGUUGUCAAUUCCCAAUACUACGAGGACCCCCAAUUUGUCCCGGAAAUAGCUGCUGAACAUGAUUCCUGGCUCUGUGAACAGGUAGAAAUAGCGAAAUCGGGAAAGUAUCAGCAUUCUGUGAUCUUUCAACACAUUCCCUUGUAUGUUGAGACUCCUGACGAGCCAAAGAUUUACUUCAAUUAUGUCCCUGAACUUCGAGCUAAAAUGUUAAAACAAUUUUCUGAAGCCGGGAUUUGUAAGAUCUUCUGUGGACACUACCACAGGAAUGCAGGAGGUUGGUAUGACGACAAGAUGGAGUUAGUUGUAACAUCUGCUAUCGGGGCACAACUUGGGAAAGAUAAGAACGGAUUUCGUGUGGUGACGGUUCAAGAAAAGGAGAUUACCCAUGAAUAUGUUGAACUUGAAGAUUUGUAAUUAUGUGUUUCGAUUAGUUUUUAGCAUUUAAAGAGUUCUGUUUUGUGAUUUUUAUUUUUUGGUAUAAAGUUUAUAUUGUUCUUAUUUAGAUUUUCCUUGUAAAAAUAUGUCCAUGAUGAUGAUUUAUAAUGAUCUUGAAUUUUAGAUCUAUAGAAUUUAAAUCAGAUUUUACUGUGUUUUUAUAUACUUUUUUCAUAGUUCGCAGUUAUGAGUUUAAUAUUAUGAGUUUCAUAUUUUGAUGUGUACAGUUCACUGUUCAGGGAU